This is a messenger RNA of Trichoderma breve, 1911 nucleotides long. RefSeq lists its product as uncharacterized. The record is from RefSeq and is a predicted model, not a curated record. Gene Ontology annotation, molecular function: RNA polymerase II cis-regulatory region sequence-specific DNA binding; DNA-binding transcription factor activity, RNA polymerase II-specific. Lineage: Eukaryota; Fungi; Ascomycota; Sordariomycetes; Hypocreales; Hypocreaceae. The transcript is spliced from 4 exons. The coding region runs from base 1 to 1911 and encodes 636 amino acids. Gene Ontology annotation, biological process: positive regulation of transcription from RNA polymerase II promoter by galactose. Gene Ontology annotation, cellular component: nucleus.
AUGCAAGAGUCCCAGAAAACCGUAAGCGAGGCCAAUACAUCUCCGCGGCGUGUGCAGCUUGCCGCAAAGCCAAAGUUCGUUGUGACGGAAGAACUCCCUGUUGCCACUGCGAGAAGCGUUCCACUCAAUGCCAUUAUCCUCCCUCCAGGGUCCGAAUGUGCAGUGAGGGCAAGAGAGGAGAGAGAAAUCAUUAUGGCCGCAAUAGAUCUCUACACCGAUAACGAUGGCAGAUCUGCAUUGGCCAAAAUCCAAGUCUCUAGUGAUGACAGGUCUUCUCUCAACUCCGAGCAGGCAGUCCCGUCUCCAACAAACUUCGAUCUUUGUCAAACCAUGGAGCUUGAGGAAGCCCUUCGUCUGCUUGGCGUGUAUCAUGAAGUCUUUGGCGUCUUGCAUCCGUUUCUAGACAUGGCAACGCUGCGUCGGCAAGCCAACGUGCUUUGGGGAGCAUUACAACCCGUUCCAUCCAGUCAACCAACUCUAUAUCCACCAAGUCAGGAUAAUCACGUAGUGAAACUGGCUAUUGCAAUCGCGUUACUCUGUGAGAGCGGAGGCUAUCACCCCACUGCCACUGCGAUAUACCAAAGUAUGCAAGUUAUAGUCGUCCAGAGUGUUUUAGGGUUCUCGUUCGAUCUGGGACGACUGGUGUUGUUAGUUCUCAUUGGGGUUUACCAUUGGUACCAGGGCGAUUAUCGACUAAGCUCCAGAUUUUUGGCCGUCGCAGUCCGACUGAUAUUCGAAACUGGGAUGCAGAAAAAGCAAAUAUUGCUGCGACACUUUCCUCUGAAAUCCGAAAGAGAAAUGGCCACUUUACUGGUUUAUACAUCCAUUGUAUUAGACCACCAGAUGAGCUUUGCUGCGGGCCUACCUACCACGUUCAGAGACAGGAAUAUCGAAAUACCUGACGUUGUGCGAAAACAGCCUGGAAGUCCAUAUCUCAGAGCAAUGACAUCGUAUGUCGACUUUGGAUCACGCCACUGGAACUCGGUGGUUGACAACCACGGGGAGAUUAAGGCAGCUUUUGAUGAUGAAGCUUUUGAUCGAUUAGACGAUGAAGUCAAUCGAUGGCCGAAGACGUUUUGUUUUGACUUACAGCCUCGAAAUCUCGAGGCCCGCUUGCUCCAAUUUGUCUCUGGUGAAGUUCCGGAUAAAGCUCGAGGUCCAUUGAUUGCAAGCACCAUACUCUAUCUCCGAGCCAACCAGAUUCGCAUUCUCGUUAUGCGACCCAUUCUAUUCUCGCUGCGUAGUAUUCUCGAUCAUAGCCAUCGUGUGGCUGGCUUGAUAGAGAUUGCGCAGGAUACUAUUCACAAACUGGUCCAGCUCGAUCGGUGCAGUGACUUAUACAGGAAGCACCAGGUAAUAUUGAAUCACUUUCUCUCCUCGGCGACAUCAGUUUUCUUUCUUGCCUUGGCGCAGCGUGGUAGGCUAGAAAAGCAGGGGAUAGAUCACACCGCGUCGACAUCGCUCUCGCCAACUUCUCUGAGAGAAACAUUAUUUAGGGCUUUUGAUCUUAUCCGGUCCUACAGCUCCAUGUCUCCUGCCUCACAGCGUCUUUGGGACAGCUUCUCGGUUCCCAGAAGCCUCUUGAUUACGUACGGGUUACUAAAGCGGCCUGGCAGCCAUGAUGACGAGAACAACUUAUGUGACGACGUACAUUCUUCAAAUUUCUCGCAUAUUCUAGUGGAUCCAGAACCUGCUGAAGAAGUUUGCGUUGCAGAUGAGGAAAGUGUUUUGCAGUCGGGACUUCCUACCGCAAACUCUACUACGGAUCAUGACAUCAACGCACCACAAGAGGAGUUUUGCAUUUCCGACUAUCUGAUAGACUCAAGAUACGAUGGCUCACUAAAUAUUGAAGGAGGGUUGUUUUACUCAGAGGACAAUCAAGAGGAUCUCUUGAAUAAUUUGUUUCAGUAG